AUGAAUGCAGCAUGGCCCUGUGCAACCUCCCCGGCGAGUCUCAGCGCGAUAGAUGACCAACAGCAGCGGAUUGAUACCUUGGAACAAGCUGCCAUCAACCCAGAUGGAGUAUCCGACCACCCAACAUCCGACGCCAUCCAACAGGACAACGAGCCAUCUCAGCACUCGCUUUCCGAGCGGCGUCCACGACCCAUUCUCAUUACUCACUUCGCUCCAGAGCUUCUUCAUUGGAUUUUCGGUUUCUUUAAGCAUCCAGCUAUACAUGACAACAGGAUCAAGGUGGAAGAUAUCAACACGAGAUUUGCGGAUGGCGACUUUGAGACAUUAAAAAGUCUCCGCCUUGUUUGUUCCCUCUUUAAUCAAGUUGCAACAGACUUCCUUAUGCCGAUCCUCCGCGUGCAGAUCGAUAAGCCAUCACUAGACCGAAUACAUGCUAUCUCAAGAAAUCCUCUUCUUGGGAACGGUCUGCGCGGCAUCCAACUGCUCAAUUGUCACGCCUUCCUUCUGGGACACCGGGUCGAAGAUGUGACAGCCGAAACAUCCCCAGGCUGUAUCUGGACUGAGGCGCGGUUUGUCAUGCUUGAGAGGAUCCGAGCUUGUGUCCUUGCAUGCGACCGUUGCCUUGGCAGGGAUGUUGGAGCCGUCCCCAGCAUAUCCAGCGUGCCGCAAUCUGACUUGCAAGAUGUUCUCAAAAGGCCCGUUGAAGAGGCGCUUAUUGAUGAGCACCAGGAAAUCCUCUGCAAAGCCUAUGAAGAUUACGGGAGGCAAUAUGAGAGAGACUGGCCAGUGAUAUCAAGGGGCCUACUUAUCAGCGCCCUGGCGAAGCUAUUGUCUGGGCCAUGCCGCUCAGUAUCACUCAGUUUUGAGAGGCUUAAUGAGUGGAAACAGCACUGGUAUGCAUUUAAUGACAAAGAAGCAUCGACUAAAUGGCUAGCACGACCAAAGGGCUUAUCUGAAGUUUCCGGACUAGAGGGGAAACCUAUAGAGGAUGAGCUUAAGGUGUAUAGUGGACUCUUCUGGCAUCUUCCAAUUGCCAUCUCUCAAACGGGGAACGUCUUGAACAGCAUUCAACUCCACGGCCCACUAGUGGGCCAUGAGUACAACAUUAUAUGCCCCGAGGAUAUAUCUCCCGCCAUUCCAGACCAGCCAAUAUGGGACCAGCUUCAAAUGGCAUGCCAGAAUCUGCAGGCAUUCAUCCUCACGAAUGUUUAUUUUCGUUAUAAAUUGCGCCACGACCGGUUUCCUAUCACUGUUCAGAGCUACGAGCAGCAGCCCAUAGAGGAGGGCGUAUCCAUUAGGAAAUACAUUGGCACUAUACUUUCUGGCAAAACACUCGAGAGAGUAGAACUUGAUGCUUCUGCACUUGAUCUACGAGCACUGGGUAGAGACCGAGUCAGAUGCCCACUUGGUCAUGCACUGACUCGGAUGACCUGCACGAAUAUGAGAGUGGUUUCAUUGACAAACAUCGGCAUCUCUCAAAAGAAACUGGAAGCAUUUUUCCAAUCCCUCAAUUCGGGCAUGCAGCUGCUCAGCCUGUCGGAUGUUCAACUCACUCAUGGCAGCUGGGUUCCUGUUCUUGAUCUGUUGCGAGAUCUACUCAAUGAGAGAUGGGUGCACGGGAAAUGUCAAGUACGACUAUCACUGCUUGGGGGAGGCGAGAUUGGACAAUUGGAAGCCGCCCAUAAUAAUGAAGAGGGGGAAUUGCGUAUUUGGAAAGACUUAUGGGGCGGUUUAUGGAAUAUAUCCAAAACCAGCAGGUUGGUAAGAACCCGGCGAUUGCGCCAGGGGUCUUUUCUUGAGUCUCGAGAUACAUCUGAAUUCGAAAUAUCGCUAUAA
Messenger RNA from Clonostachys rhizophaga, 1836 nucleotides. Lineage: Eukaryota; Fungi; Ascomycota; Sordariomycetes; Hypocreales; Bionectriaceae. The record is from the annotation of a GenBank genome assembly.